Molecule: messenger RNA, 592 nt
Organism: Cherax quadricarinatus
Lineage: Eukaryota; Metazoa; Arthropoda; Malacostraca; Decapoda; Parastacidae
Source: RefSeq, a predicted model, not a curated record
UCUCAGGACUUGUGUUAGAGACUUGAGCAACAAUGAUGGCUGGAUCUGGUGUGUCACUGCUGCUUCUGUUGGCUCUUCUUCACUUGAGCGCCGGUCUGUCUUGCCCACCAUGUAAUCGCGCUGAGUGCCCAGAGGUCACAUGCUCCCUCAGUGUAGGCGAAGACAUCUGUGGCUGCUGUCCAACAUGCCUCAAGGGUCUUGGUGAGCCAUGUGGAGGCAUCUGGAAUCAUGCUGGCUCGUGUGAUCAAGAAUUUGUUUGUAGUAACCCACCAAACUUCAGCGACCAGAGAGCUGGUGAAUGUAAGCUGAAGGAGUAGAAAGAAUAUAUGGUAACUCACCUUACGAGGAGAACAACAGGUGUAAUUUGUCUCCAUCAGUGACCUGCAACAAUUACGUUCUGAAACACUCUGAAAUGUUUUAAUCCCAUUAGUUUGUAAGUCCUGAGCCAUUAUGGUAAACUAUUUUAUGUAAGAGAACUUAAUACAUAGUUUGUGGACCAGUUCCUGAACCAAUUAUUGUAUCAGAUUCUGUAAUCUCUAGACUAGCAUGUACCAGAUUAAUAUGGGAUCCACAAUAAAGUUAUCAAACUAAA